This is a messenger RNA of Acanthosepion pharaonis, 6918 nucleotides long. NCBI's taxonomy places the organism in Eukaryota, Metazoa, Mollusca, Cephalopoda, Sepiida, Sepiidae. The record is from the annotation of a GenBank genome assembly.
AUGCAAUUCUUUCCAUUUUGUCUGAUUUACAUUCCUCUAUUCUUUUUUCUCUUUCUUCAUUUUCGCAUCCCCUUUUUGCUAUUUGUAAUGGCGUAUAGUGAGAAACAAAUGCAAUUCUUUUCCAUUUUGUCUGAUUUACAUUCCCUCUAUUCUUUUCUCUUUCUUCAUUUUCGUAUCCCCUUUGCUAUUUGUAAUGGCAUCUAUAGUGGAAACAAAUGCAAUUCUUUCCAUUUUUGUCUGAUUUACAUUCCCACCCUAUUCUUUUCUCUUUCUUCAUUUUCGCAUCCUUUUUGCUAUUUUGAGAAACUUUUUCAAUUCUUUCCAUUUUGUCUGAUUUACAUUCCCUCUUUCUUUUCUCUUUCUUCAUUUUUUAGUAUCCCCUUUGCUAUUUUUGUAAUGGCGUAUAGUGAGAAACAAAUGCAAUUCUUUCCAUUUUGUCUGAUUUAUUCUUUCUCUUUUAUUCUUUUCUCUUUUAUUCUUUCUCUUUUAUUCUUUCUCUUUUAUUCUUUCUCUUUUAUUCUUUCUCUUUUUUAUUCUUUCUCUUAUUCUUUCUCUUUUUAUUCUUUUUCUCUUUUAUUCUUUUCUCUUUUUAUUCUUUUCUCUUUUUAUUCUUUCUCUUUUAUUCUUUCUCUUUUAUUCUUUCUCUUUUAUUCUUUUCUCUUUUAUUGCUCUUUUAUUCUUUCUCUUUAUUCUUUCUCUUUUAUUCUUUCUCUUUUGUUCUUUUCUCUUUUAUUUGUUUUUUUCUCUUUUAUUCUUUCCUCUUUUUAUUCUUUCUCUUUUUAUUCUUUUCUCUUUUAUUCUUUUCUCUUUUAUUCUUUCUGCACUAUUCUUUCUCUUUUAUUCUUUCUCUUUUUAUUCUUUCUCUUUUAUUCUUUCUCUUUUUAUUCUUUCUCUUUUAUUCUUUUCUUUUUUUUUUCUUUUCUGCCUUAUUCUUUUUCUCUUUUUGCUUUUUCAGUUUUUUUCUAUUUUCUAUUUUUUUUUUUUCCUUUUCUGUCCUUUAUUUUCUUUUUUCCUUUCCUGCCUCUGUCCUUUUAUUCUUUUCUUUUUUCAAUGUUUUUUAACUUUUUCAUGGUCUGCAUAUUUCCUUUUGUUUUUUCCUUUUCUGCUUUUUCAGUUUUUCUUUUCUAUUUUAACUUUUUCAUGGUCUGCUAUUUUCUUUUUUUUUUUCCUGCCUCUGUCCUUUUAUUCUUUUCUUUUAUCAAUGUUUUAGCUUUCUGCAUAUUUCCUUUUGUUUUUCCUUUUCUGCUUUUUCAGUUUUUUCUUUUCUAUUUUAACUUUUUUCAUGGUCUGCUAUUUUCUUUUUUUCCAUUUUUUCUUUUCUAUUUUAACUUUUUUCAUGGUCUGCUAUUUUCUUUUUUUUCCUGUCCUGCCUCUGUCCUUUUAUUCUUUUCUUUUAUCAAUGUUUUAGCUUUCUGCAUAUUUCCUUUUUUUUUUUUUUCUGCUUUUUCAGUUUUUUCUUUUUCUAUUUUAACUUUUUCAUGGUCUGCUAUUUUCUUUUUUCCUGUCCUGCCUCUGUCCUUUUUUCAUUCUUUUUCUUUUUUCAAUGUUUUAGCUUUCUGCAUAUUUCCUUUUUUUUUUCCUUUUCUGCUUUUUUCAGUUUUUUUUCUUUUCUAUUUUAACUUUUUUUCAUGGUCUGCUAUUUUCUUUUUUUUUCCUGUCCUGCCUCUGUCCUUUUAUUCUUUUCUUUUUUCAAUUUUUUUCUUUUCUAUUUUAACUUUUUCAUGGUCUGCUAUUUUCUUUUUUUUCCUGUCCUGCCUCUGUCCUUUUAUUCUUUUCUUUUAUCAAUGUUUUAGCUUUCUGCAUAUUUCCUUUUGUUUUUCCUUUUCUGCUUUUUCACUUUCUGCAUAUUUCCUUUGUUUUCCUUUUCUGCUUUUUUCCUUUUUUCUUUUCUAUUUUAACUUUUUCAUGGUCUGCUAUUUUCUUUUUUUUUUUCCUGCCUCUCUUUCUGCAUAUUUCCUUUUGUUUUUCCUUUUCUGCUUUUCAGUUUUUCCUUUUUCUAUUUUAACUUUUUCAUGGUCUGCUAUUUUUUUUUUUUCCUUCCUGCCUCUGUCCUUUUAUUCUUUUCUUUUAUCAAUUUUUAGCUUUCUGCAUAUUUCCUUUUGUUUUUCCUUUUUGUGCUUUUUCAGUUUUUUUCUUUUCUAUUUUAACUUUUUUCAUGGUCUUUCUAUUUUCUUUUUUUCAGUCCUGCCUCUGUCCUUUUAUUCUUUUCUUUUUUCAUUUUUAGCUUUCUGCAUUUUUUUUGCUUUUUUUUUUUUCCUUUUCUGCUUUUUUUCAUUUUUUUCUUUUCUUUUUAACUUUUUUUUUCUGGUCUUUUUUUUUUUUUUUUUUCCUUUCCUGCCUUUUUACUUUAUUCUUUUUUUUUUUUCAUUUUUUAACUUUUGCAUAUUUUUCUUUUCCUUUUUCUGCUUUUUUUUUUUCUUUUUACUUUUAACAUUUUUUCCUUUUUCUUUUUUUUUUUUCUUUUUUUUUUUCCUGCAUUUUUUCUUUUUUUUUUUUUUCUUUUUAUUUUUCAAUCCUUUUUGCUUUCUGCAUUUUUUCCUUUUUUUUUUACUUUUCUGCUUUUUCAUUUUUUCUUUUUCUAUUUUUUUCUUUUUCUGCUUUCUGCAUUUUUCCUUUUUUUUUCCUUUUUUUUUUCCAUUUUUUUUUUUUAUUUUUUACUUUUUCCUUUUCUGCUUUUUUUCCUUUUUUUUUUCCCUUUUUCUUUCCUUUUUUUCUUUUCUUUUUCAAUUUUUUCGCUUUUUCCAUUUUUCCUUUUUCUUUUUUCCUUUUUUGCUUUUUUUUUUAACAUUUUUUUUCUAUUUUUUUUUCAUGGUCUGCUUUUUCUUUUUUUCCUGUCCUUUUUCCUUUUUUUUUUUUUUUUUUUUUUUUAAUUUUCUGCAUUUUCCAUUUGUUUUUUCUUUUCUGCUUUUUCCUUUUUUUCUUUCCUUUUUUAACUUUUUUCAUUUUCAGUUUCCUUUUUUUUUUGUUUCCUGCCUUUUCCCUUUUGUCCUUUUCUUUUAUUUUUGUUUUUUUUUUUUUUUUUUUUUUUUUCCUUUUUAUUUUUUUCAGUUUUUUUUUUUUUCCUUUGCUUUUUUUCAUUUUCUGCUUUUUUAUUUUCCUGUCCUUUUCUGUUUUUUUAUUUUUUUUUUUUUCAAUUAUUUUUUCAUUUUUUCCUUUUGUUUUUUCUUUUUUUUUUUUUUUUUCUUUUUUAUUUUAACUUUUCAUUUUUUCCUUUUUUUUUUUUUUUUGUCCUGCUUUCUUUUGCAUUUUUCCCCAUUUGUUUUCUUUUCUGCUUCUUCUUUUUCUUUUCUUAUUUUUUUCCUUUUUUUCAUUUUCUUUUUUUUCUUUUUUUUCCUUUUUUCUGUUUUUUAUUUUUUUCUUUUUCUUUGUUUUAGCUUUCUCUUUUUUCUUUUUUUUUUCCUUUUUUUUCUACCUCUUUCCUUUUUUUUCUUUUUUCUUUUCUUUUUUUUUUUUCCAUUUUCCUUUUUUUUUUCCUUUUUCUGCUUUUUCCUUUUUUUUUUCUAUUUUAACUUUUUCUUUGGUUUCUUUAUUUUCUUUUUUUUCCAAUCCUUUUUCUGUUUUUUUUUUUCUUUUUCUUCUUUUUUUUCCUUUUGUUUUUUUUUUUUUUUUUUUUUUUUUUUUUUUUCUUUUUCUUUUUCAUUUUUCUUUUUUUUUUUUUUCCUAUUUCUUUUUUCUUUUUUUUUUUUUUUUUUGCUUUUUUCUUUUUUUUUUCUUUUUCCUUUUUUGCUUUUUUUUUCUUUUUUUUUCUUUCUAUUUUUUCGUUUUCAUUUUGCUAUUUUUUUUUUUUUUUUUCCUUUUUUUCCUUUUUUUCUUUUUUUUUUCAUUUUUUUAUUUUUCAUUUUUUCCUUUCCUUUGCUUUUUCCUUUUUCUGUUUUUUCAGAUUUUUUUUUCUAUUUUAACUUUUUCUUUUUGCUAUUUUCUUUUUUUUUUUUUUUUUAUUUUCCCUUCUUUUCUUUUUUUUUUUUUUCCUUUUUUCAUUUUUUUUCUCUUUUUUUUUCAUUUUUUUCUUUUCUAAUUUUUCUUUUUUUUUCCAUUUCUUUUUUUUUUUUUUUUUUCUUUUCUGUUUUUUUUUUUUUCUCUUUUUUCUUUUUUUUUUUUUUUCAUUUUUUUUUUUUUCUUUUUGCUUUUUCAUUUUUCUACUUUUUUCAUUUUUUUCUUUUUUCAUUUUUGUUUUUUUUACUUUUUUUUCUCCUUUUUUGUUGUUUUUCCUUUUUUUUUUUUUUUCUUUUUUUCCUUUUCUUUUUUUUUCCUUUAUUUUUCAUUUUUUUUUUUUUUUUCUGGUUUUUCAGAUUUUUCUUUUUAUUUUUUUUUUCCUUUUCUGUUUGUUUUCUUUUCUUUUUUCCUUUUUCUGCUUUUUUCUUUUUCUUUUUUUUUUUUUCCUUUUCUAAAAAUUUCUUUUUCUUUUGUUUUUUUUUUUCUGCCUUUUCCUUUUUUCCCUUUUCUGGUUUUCUUUUUUUUUUUUUUUUUUUUUUUUCCUUUCAUGCUUUUCCUUUAUUUUUUUCCUUUUUUUUUUAUUUCCUUUUUUUUUUUUUGCUUUUCCUUUUCUUUUCCUUUUUUCAUUUUUUCAGUUUUUUUUCUUUUCCUUUUUGCCUUUCCUUUUCCUUUUUUUUCUUUUUUCCUUUUGCUUUUUCUUUUUUUUUUUUCUUUUUCCUUUUUCUUUUUUUUUCCUUUUUUUUUUUUUUUUCUUUUUUCCUUUUCUUUUUCCUUUUUUUCUUUUUCCUUUUUUUUACUUUUUUUUUUCUAUUUCUGUUUUUCCUUUUCAUGCUUUUUCCUUUUUUUUUUUCUGCUUUUUAUUUUUUUUCCUUUUUCGCCUUUUCUGCUUUUUUUCUUUUCUUCUUUUCUUUUUAUUUUCUUUUUAUACUUUUUUUUUUGGUCUUUCUUUUUUUUUUUUUCUUUUGUCCUUUUUCUUUUUCUGCCUUCUUUCUUUUUUUUCAUUUUUCUUUUUUCUCUUUUUUCUUUUUUCUUUUUCUCUUUUUUUUUCUUUUUCUCCAUUUUCUUUUUUUUUUUGCAUUUUUUUUUCUUUUCUUCCUUUUUUUUCACUUUUCUCAUUUUUUUUCAUUUUCCAUUUUCUUUUUCCUUUUUCUUUUCCUUUUCUGCUUUUUUUUCCCUUUUGAUUGUUUGAUUUUUCAUUUUUUUUUACUUUUCUGCUUUUUCUUCAUUUUUCUUUUCUGUUUUUUUUUCUUUUUUUUUUUUUUUUUCCUUUUUCCAUUUUUCUUUUUUUAUUGUUUUUGUUUUUUCUUCUUUUGCUUUUUUUUUUCAUUUUAUUUUUUUUUUCCUUCUAUUUCAGUUUUUCCUUUUUCUUUUUUCUUUUCUGCUUUUUUUUUUUUUAUAUUUUUUCAUUUUUUUUUUUUUUGGUUUUGCACUUUUGUCCUUUCUGCCUUUUCUUUUUUCCAUUUUUUCCUUUUCAGCCUUUUUUACUUCUUAUUUUUUCCUUUUCUUGCAUUUUCCAUUUUUUUUCUUUUAAAAAAAAAUAGAAAAAGAUUUUUUUCAUUUUUGUUCUUUUCCACUUUUUUCUCUUUCAUAUUUUUCCCUUUUUUUACAUUUUUCUAUUUUUUUCAUGGUUUUUUUCCAUAUUUUUCUUUUCUUUAUUUUUUUAUUUUUUUUUCUCAUUUGUUGCGUUUUCCAUUUUUAAUUUUUUUGCUUUUCUGUUUUAUAUAUUUUCUUUUUCUCCAUUUUCCUCUUUUUCUUUUUUUCUCUUUUUUUUUUACUAUUUUUUCUUUUUUUUUUUUUUUUUUAUUUCCGAUUUUGCUCUUUUUUUAUUUUUACCUUUUUAUUUUUGUUCUUACUUUUCUGUUUUUUUUUUUUUCCUUUUCUGCUUUUUUUAAACUUUUUUUUUUUCAUAUAUUUUCCUUUUUUUUUUUUCUUUUUUUUUUUUUUCUUUUUUCCUUUUCUGCUUUUUCCUUUUUCCAUUUUUUCUUUAUUUCUCCUUUUCACCAUUGUUCCUUUUUUACUUUUCCUGCUCCUUUUAUUCUUUCUCUGCUUUUUUCUAUUUCUCCGUUAUAUUUUUUUUUUUCUACUUUUCCCUUUUCCUUUGCUUUUCAUUUUCCUUUUUUUUCCUUUUCUGCACUUUUCAAUUUUUUACUAUUUUUUUUCCCAUUUUGCUUUUUUCCUCCUUUUUCUUUUAAUUUUCUUUUUUCUUUUUUUCUUUCUGCUUCUUCCUUUUUUUCACUUUCUGCAUUUUAUCUUUUUUUACUAUUUUCAUUUUCCAUUUUUCUGAUUUUGCUCUUUUUCUCUUUUUUCUCUUUUUUCUUUACUUUUUCUCUUUCUGUUAUUUUCUAUUUUUUCCUUUUUUUUCCAUUUUUAUUUUUCCAUUUUCUGGAUUUUUUUCAUUUUCUUUUUUUUCUAAUUCAUCCGUUUUUGUCACUUUCUGAUUUUUUCUGUUUUUUCACUUUUUUAACCUUUUCUGUUCGUUUAUCUUUUUCCAUUUUCUUUUUCUUUUUCCAAUUUUUUCGUUUUUCUUUUUUUUACUUUUUUCUUCCUUUUAUCUUUUCUGCUUUUUCAUUUUCUAUUUUUAUUUCUUUUUUUUUUUUUCAUUUUUAUUUUCUCUUCUCGAUUUUUUUCACUAUAUUUGCUUUUAGCAUUUUUCCAUUUUUUCUUUUCUUUUUCCUUUUCUUAAAUUUUUUUCUUUUAGCUUUGUUCUUUUGCUGCUUUUUUAUCUUUUUUAAAUUUCUCGCUUUCUUUUUUUUUUCUUUUUUUUUUUUAAUAUUUCUGCCUUUCCUUUUCCUUUUAUACUUUUUCCUUUUUUGUCUUUUUCCUCCAUUUCUGCUUUUUGCUUUUUCUGUCCUUUUUUUUUUUUAUUCUUUUUUCAUUUUUGCCUUUUCCUUUUCAUACUCCUUUUCUUUCCUUAUUUCCUUUUUGCGUUUUUCCUUUUUUUUCUCCUUUUUUUUUUUAUUUCUUUUCCUUUUCUCCUUUUCCUAA